Paramecium sonneborni is the source of this 789-nucleotide messenger RNA. The record is from the annotation of a GenBank genome assembly. Lineage: Eukaryota; Ciliophora; Oligohymenophorea; Peniculida; Parameciidae.
CUAGCCGCGCUUUAAAUAAUAUUUUAAAUCAAAUGAUCUAUGUGAAAAGAUUAGUUGAGAAAGCAAUCCUACCAAAAAAGGGGUCAUUAAAAGCAGCUGGCUAUGAUUUAUUUAGUGCUGAAGAUACUAUUGUUCCAGCAAAAGGAAAAUAAGUAAUAAAGACUGGUAUAUCAAUGGCUUUAAUUGAAGGCACUUAUGGUAGAAUAGGUAUGUUUAAUCUUUAUAGUUAUAGCUCCUCGUUCAGGAUUAGCAGCUAAGAAUUUUAUAGAUGUAGGAGCAGGAGUGAUUGAUGAAGAUUAUAGAGGAGAAAUCUGUGUUUUAUUAUUUAACUUUGGAGAAAAUGAUUUUAAAGUUAAUUAUGGAGAUAGGAUUGCUUAAAUGAUUAUUGAAUAUGUUGUACAAACUGAUAUUUAAGAAACAGAUAAUCUGACUCAAACUUAAAGAGGAGAAGGAGGUUUUGGAUCAACAGGAGUCAAAUUAAUUUAAAAUACAAAUAACCAAUACUAAUAAUUAAAGGACAAGUUAUCAAAUCUUCAGCAAUUAAAUCAUGAUUAACCAGAACCUUGGCAAGAAUUAACCAUCUUAGAUUUAUAUAGUUUAUUCUCAAAUGGACAAAUUAAUAGUAAAUAAAAGUAGCGAUUGGGUGAACUAACAAUGAAAGGAGAUAAAAAGGUCUAUGAAUUAUUUAAAAAGAAUGAAGGAAAAAAUGAAUAAAUCAUAAUUUAAUAGUUACUUAAUUUAAUUGAAGAAUGAUGAUAAUUAUAUAGUUAAAUUAUUAAUAGUCUAAAA